ACAGAAGUGUAGUGGAAUUGUCCGCCACAUGUGCGGGGUUUGUGUGUGUGUUGAAAUGAAGCGCAACAUCUAAAGUGAGCAAUGAAUAUAUGCGAAAAGAGAAUCGUGACAUCAGUUGUGCUCGGUGUGAAGACCGGAUCUGUGUGCGUGUCUGAAGCUUGAGUGACAUGCCAGAGAAGUCUCGUCACGGCCGUCAACAUCAGGUCUCAAUGGGUGAAGAAUCUCCUCGCUUGUCUACAGACUCUUCCUUGAGUGGCCAUGACCCUGUCCAGGCAGACUGCUGCUCCCUGUCCAUUGAACACUCAGAUAAUGAGCGUCCGAUGAGCACAGUGUCCACCAUCUCAUCAGGCUCCUCUGGAGAGGGCCAGAGCAGCCUGUUCAGUGCAUCCCACUGUCUCCAGUCAUUGCCCUCACUAUCCACAGAAACUGACAUCAACUUGGAGCUCAGUCCUCCUGAGGAACCUAAUGAGUAUCCUUUUCUACUGAGGCCUGCAAGCAAAAGACUAAAGCAAGACCCUGCUGCGGGCCAGUUUAACAACAACGCAAACACAAUUGAAGCACUGCCACCACGCCUGAACGGGCCUACACCUGUCGCCUCUGUAGUGAUGGCACCUAAUUCUCAGCUAACCUAUGUGGACCGAGUUGUCAUGGAGAUUAUUGAGACAGAAAGGAUGUAUGUAAGGGAUUUGCGCAGUAUCGUGAAGGACUAUCUGGCUCACAUUAUAGACACCAGGGAUUUACCUAUUAAGCCUGAGCAGGUGUGUUCUCUGUUUGGCAACAUCGAAGUCAUAUAUGAGUUAAACAGUGAGCUACUGCAGACUCUAGAAAUGUGUGACAGCGACCCAGUGGCUAUUGCAUGUUGCUUUGUAGAAAAGAGUGAAGAUUUUGACAUCUACACUCAAUACUGCACAAACUAUCCCAAUUCAGUUGCUACGCUUACAGAGUGCAUGAGGAACAAAACACUGGCCAAAUUUUUCUGGGAUCGUCAGGCAACUCUCCAACAUUCCCUCCCUUUGGGUGCCUACCUGCUGAAGCCUGUGCAGAGGAUUUUGAAAUAUCACCUCCUUUUACAGGAAAUCGCCAAACAUUUUGACCCUGAGGAAGAGGGCUAUGAUGUGGUGGAAGAGGCCAUAGUCACCAUGACAGGAGUGGCUUGGUACAUCAAUGACAUGAAGAGGAAGCAUGAGCAUGCUGUGAGGCUGCAGGAGAUUCAGUCCCUCCUCAUCAACUGGAAAGGACCAGACCUUACUGCAUACGGUGAGCUCGUCCUUGAAGGAACCUUCCACGUCCACCGUGCAAAGAAUGAAAGGACGCUGUUCCUCUUUGACAAAAUGCUUCUCAUCACUAAGAAGAGAGGAGAGCAUUAUGUCUACAAGACCCAUAUAAUGUGUUCCACUUUAAUGCUGAUUGAAAGUGCCAAGGACUCUUUUCGCUUCAGUGUGACCCACUACAAACAUCCUAAACAACCGCACACAGUACAGGCCAAAACUGUUGAGGAGAAAAAACUGUGGGCUCAUCACAUAAAGCGGCUUAUUCUGGAAAACCAUCAUGUCAUCAUACCGCAGACAGCCAAAGAUGUGAUUCUGGACAUGAGAUCUGCUGUCGGCCCAGUGAAGUAUCGCUACAGUCCUGAAAGACAAAACAAGGGUGAGGACCUUCUAAUGGGAGGACUGAAAGAGCGAAGGAGAUCAGAGCCAUUUAACAGAGUUAAACAGAACAUGAGAGCUACAAAAGAAACUUUGAAGCAUGCUGACAGUGUGGGCACUCUGCUGUCGGCCAGCAGCCAGGGUUCCCUGCAGGCUGCAGUUAGUGCCUCCACCUUGGGUUCUGGCACGGACGAAGCAGAGACCGAGAGACCCGUAAAUGAGGAGAGCACAACCGGGUGGCUCUCCCUGGACUGGCUGAGCAUGACUGGUUUUGAAACACCAUUCCAAAGAGAGAAAGAAGAGCAAAAGGAGGAAAAAGGCCAGAGUGGAAAAGAUGAAGAGGUUCUGGUGAAAGACGAGCAGGUAGCUGACUUUGCCAGCUCAGUGUUGGCCGCCAUCUCCUGCUGGCGCUAUAAGGCCAGGGCUUUGCUUUUCGCACGGGUCCCAAUGAACAGAGUUGGGGAGCAGGCUAUGGAGGAGAAACUGGUGGAAUCUAAGAGAAGCCAGUCUGCCGUCGAAGGAGACCAGAGUGAGAAUUCUGCUGUAUGUGAAGAGGAAUGUUCUGAGGAUCAUUGUUCACCAGAAGUUUCUCUGCCUGCAGAAGAAGAGGAAGAAAAUGAAGAAGAAGAAGAAGAAGAAAGAGCUCAACAGUCACACAUUAUUUCUCAGGAUGAAAGCAGAGUGGAUGAAGAGAUUGUGGAGGUUACCAUUGAGUCACUGUCCCAAGCCCACAAUGAGAUCCAACUAGAGGACGAGAGCAAUCAUUCAAGAACAAACUUCUCAGAAGAUGUAGAGGACCUGGGGGAUGAUGAAGAAGAAAUAGAUGAUGAUGAAGAUGAGGAAGAAGUGUCAUCAAGAACUGAAUCGAAGAGCAUCUUGCCAACAUCUGUUCUAGAUAAAGCCAGUGUUAUUGUUGAACACUUUGUUAGCAGUCUCUCUCGGCAAAGCAGUGUGGCAGUUGAUGACAUGUUAUCUCUGGGUUGCUCUUCAUCUCAGACCGGAAGUAGGAGAAGUAGUGUGUUCAGCCUCAAUGCUGAGCUGCUGGACAAGGAAAAGACACAAGAGAUAAGCUGCUCGUCUCCUGAGCCAGUAACUUUUCAACUUGUACCAGAAUCUUUUGCCUCAGCCACUCUUGGAGACAGGCUAGUCACACCAGACCAAAGAGCUCAAACAAAACCAGAUACACUUUCCAAAAAGGACAGGAUGCUUAUCCAUAAGAUCAAGCAAUACUAUGAGCAUGCUGAAGAACAGGAUGAGAAUUUCAGCAUCAAACGCAGGGAAAGCCUCUCUUAUAUUCCUGCAGGAUUAGUCCGCGAUCUCAGCCGACAGCUCAAUGGCCUUCCCACUGAAGAAGCUGCGGCAAGUCACAAGAAGGCCUCAAAAGUCACAAGACCUACUUCUUGGUCAGUUUUUGAACUUCCAGGACUGGAGAAAGAGAAGAAUUCCACAGAGGUCAUGGAAACAGAGAUUCUGUCUAGUAUAGACACACAAAAAGAUAUGGAAAGGUCUCAGGUUGUUGCUCAGACAACUGAUAAAGAAGAGGAUUUUCAAACCUCUUCUGUGAUGAUAAAAGUUUGGCAAGACAUGGAGGUUGAAAUCAAUGAAACUUCUACAAAGCCUCAAAAUGCUUUUAAAGAUAACAUAAAUAGCAUAGAUGUCAGCCCUACCCAGGACCAAAUGGGACAGGAACGUUCGUAUUGUGAUAUUUGUGAACCUCUCCAAAUAACAGAAGAAUCUGACAGCAUGGCUGGACAAGGGACCUCAAUGCCUUCCCCACUUAUCGGAUUUCAAGGCAAAGAACAUACUGGGGACAGCUUAUACAGUGAUGAGAUUCAAAAAAGACAGAUCAAACAUGCUCCACUACCUAAGAUUGUCUCACUGAGGUCAGGCUCAGAAGAUGACCUAAUGAUACAAGAUAUGGAGAAAAUGAAGAACAAAGUAUUCCAGCUAGCAAGGCAAUACAGUCAGCGAAUUAAGAAUAACAGGCCUGUUGUGAGACAAAGAGAAAAGGUGUCAGAUAUUAACUUUUGCCACAAAAACCUGUCCUCUGUUGUGGAGGACAAAACUCAAGAGAACGAGAUGGGUAUGCAGAGCCCGGCACUAUCGCUCGUUUCAUGUGAGCACGAAAACUCCAGUUCAUCACUGAGCCCCUGCUCCCUGGGCAGUCCUCAACUACAGUCCACUAUCAGACAACAUACACUGGAUCAACAAAGUCCAGUCUACACCGAGAGCUUUAAUUGGCCAGAUGUAAGAGAGCUGCGUUCCAAAUACUCACGCCCGAGUCCUCAAUUAGUCUCAAUUAAUCGCAGUUGCUCUGUCCCAGAACAAAUACUUGAAGUUGGACGAAAUAAUCCCAUAGCCCAUCAAAGCUGCUCCUGUUCCAGCCCAGUUAACGACCCCCACACAACACAAAUUAAAGACACAUCCACUACCCAUUCCAUGGACAAGGGACCUGCAGGACAGGGUGUGGGUAAACUGCGCAAAAGCAGUUCUUUGGACCACGUGGUGGGACCGCUUCAUCUAAAACAACAAACAAACCUUGCAGACAUCCAAAUGAACUAUUAUAUAUCUGGCCAGGCCACCCUGCCCAAUGAAAACAAGAUCAUUAUAGUAGAAAGAAUUACUAAGAUGGAAAAUAAUGGUCUUGGAGCCGAUGAAGAGAAGAAAUAUGAACUUCAUAAAGACCAACUAAGAUGUCCAGACAGUGCUGAAACAUCUAUGUCAUUUGAAAAAGCCGAGAACAGCCAACAAAGUUCAGUCAAAAACCUGCGGGAGAAGUUUCAAAACCUCGGUUCAUAUACAUGAAUGUUCUUGUAAGCUGAUGUCAGACUUUUCUAUUAUUGUACAUUACUGCGCACAAGUUCAGUGUUUUUAUACAAAAAUUCCUAAGCAUAGAGUCUUCAAUCCAUGUGUUAAUUAUGUAAAAUAUAGAUUGUUAAUAAUAAUAGGAGUGUUCAAAAGAGUAUUUGUAUAUAAUUAUGCUGUAUUAAUUGAAUUAAAUGGUGAAAGGAAAUGUAUAAACUCAGACCUCAUCUGAAAUAUUUGACACUUUAUGUAAUUUAAUUUAUUGUUUAUAAGCAUAUUACAAGAUUUUAAAUGCUAAAAAAUGCUAGUAAAUCAAAAGCUAACCAAAAGCCUUUUUGUACAUAGACACACUAUCUAUCUAUCUAUCUAUCUAUCUAUCUAUCUAUCUAUCUAUCUAUCUAUCUAUCUAUCUAUCUAUCUAUAGCUGAGGGUCAAUAGAUAGAUAAAUGUGUGUGUAAAUGUAUAUAAGCUUUUAGUUAUUUUCUACAUGACACUGGUAAGAUUUCUCAGGAUGCCUAUUUGCUAUUUCAAGAUUUUUAUCAUUUACCAUUAUUCAUUCAUUCUUUCAUUUUUAUGUACUCUAUGUAAUUGUUCUCUGGAGUGUCCAGUAACCGUACUUCCAUAGCAAUCAAGUAUAAUCUGAAUUAUGGCCAGUUAUGUGUCUAAUGGGUAUGAAAGAUAGCUUGUAAGUGCUGUAGACUUUACCUUACUGUAUGUUUAUUCUCAUAAAGCUGUCAAUUACCAGUAACAAUAGCUAAUGUGUAUGGCUUCAAUUAACAAGGUGUACAGUAGAUAAAAUUAGAGAUGAAUGCACUUUGAGCUCAUACGUCUGUUUGUUUUCUAUCCAUAUAAUUUGUGAUUAUCUACUGUAAAUUUGUUUAUCAUUUUUUUACAUUUCUUUAAAAAAAAGCAUACUGUAUAAGUAGGCAGUGUUCAUUUUUUGUUCAUUUUACAAUAACUCAUAACAGGGGCUUCACGUUACAUCCAAGGUUUCUAUAGAAAAUGGUCUUUACAAUCAUCACAUUCAUCUUGAACAUAGAUACAAUUUUGAAUAUUCAUUAUGUAUUAAAUAAAUAAAUAUGUAAGUAUGUCAUUGAUACAGUAAAUAAAUUCAGAAAAUAUUAAAGCAAUGCUCAUCAAAGAAUAAGGAAUACUUCCAUAAUGGGCCAAAACAUCUGACAGCCAAACAGAAAUUGAGUAUUUAUUAAAAGAAAUGGUUUUCACUGUGAUAUAAAACUUAAUUAGCAUCUUCAGGAUCGUGCUGAGGUGAUGCAUCAAAUUUCCUACCUGUAUCUACUGCUCAAAUGUUACUAUGAUGUGAUUAAAAUGCUUACAUGUGCCAUUUAUUGCUUCCACUCUUUGUACAAUUUUCACCAGAUUUGGGUCUCAUCAUUUUGGCACCCUGCUGCCCAUUUCUUCAUCCAGAUCUUUAAAAGUCAGUGAGCUCAUUAACUUGUCAUGGUUCAAACUUACACAUUAUAAGUUAAACUAUUUGCAAAACCUCCAUAGGGUAGGAAACAGAAUUGAGUAGUUUACCUUGCGACUCUUCUAGUCUGAGUCGUUUGUUCUUUGAUCAUGUGACUCCUGAUAUGCACAGGAAACAGGAUGUAUAGAGUAGUUCAUUUCAUGAUUCAUCUGAUCCAAGUCGUUCGUUCUUUUAUCACAUGACUCCCAUAGACGCUACACAACAGAUCCAAAUUUUGGUCCGAUUUUUGACAUUAAUGGUACAAUAAUUAUGGGAGUCACUUGACAAACGAACAACAUGGACCAGAAGAUAUGAGAGGUGAUUAGCUGCAUUGUCAUAUUUUCAUUAUUGGAACUAUUGACAAAGUUUGUGUAUGUAGCUGUGUUGGCGACCUGCUUACUCAAAUGUAACAUUUUCUAUUGUUUCUGAUCAAAGGAACUUUGAUAAUUUAUUAAAUUUAUGAAUCAAAUAAAUAAAAUAUUUUGAUGAACAAGAUUCAAAUAACCAAGUCACUAAAGUGAAUCUAUCUUCCCAUCACUAAUCCACACUUUGAAAGAAAAUGUAUAAAAUGAUGUAGUGUUAAUCCAGGAUAUUGCUUGAUGCACUAAUGGCCUUCCCUCAUCAGAUUCACAAGAAACCUGGAAUGGUUUCAAUCCACAGGUGUGCCUUGUCAAGCGUUAUUUUGUGACAUUUCUUACCUUAAUGUGCUUUAAACAAUCAUUUGUCUUGUGCAGAGGAAGGGAUGGUGCAGAUUCAAUAGCCCCAUUAAUCCUUAUUCUUGCAAGGUCAGUCGAUCUGAAAAAUAUCAUGAACUUUAAAUGUAUCCUCAAGUGCAGUUGUGAAGAUGUAUCUGGCCUGUAUGGCAGGGUGAAAAGAUGCCACUCAGUUUGCACUAUGCAAAAACACACCUGGAAGACUCUGGCAAAGGGUGCUAUUGUCUGAUGAGCCCAAAACCUUUUUGGACUAAAAUCUAAGUGCUAUGUUUGCUAUGAAAAGACCAUAUGUACUGUGAGGCAUGGUGGAGGUGUAUUAUUUUUGUGGGGGGUUGUUUCUCUUAAUUGGGGACUUGAUCAGUCAAGAUUGAAAAGAAAAGAUUCUGCCAAGUACCUCCAAAUUCUUGAGGAAAACCGGUGUCCCUCUCCUAGACAGCUGAAGAUGGGCAGGCCUUCCAAAAUGACAUUCUGCCGAAAGAACAUCACAAUAGAUUAUGAAUAGGAAGGACAGAACCUUGACUUAAAUCAGACACUGUGGAUGGGAUUGAAGAAAGCAGUCCUGUGUCAUAGAAUGUGACUGAUCUUAAGUAAUUCUGCAGGAAAAUGGUAAAAUAUUCCCCAGUCUAAGGAUGCAAAAUUCAGCCACUGUUUACAAUUGUGAUGAGCAGAAAAGCAUCAUAGAACUCACAGCACACUGAACCUUAACGUGUUUGAUCUGCAUCAACUGGGAGAAGCCUAGGAAUAUCUUCCUAAUCCUUUAUAUGAUUAUAUAUCUUUUAAUAAAGAUUGAUAUUAAAUAAA
This is a messenger RNA of Silurus meridionalis, 7430 nucleotides long. RefSeq names its product pleckstrin homology domain-containing family G member 3. Lineage: Eukaryota; Metazoa; Chordata; Actinopteri; Siluriformes; Siluridae. Bases 168 to 4451 code for a protein of 1427 amino acids. Gene Ontology annotation, molecular function: guanyl-nucleotide exchange factor activity. The transcript has 19 exons. The record is from RefSeq and is a predicted model, not a curated record.